AUGAGCGAGUUAAAUGUGGCAUCAUCUACGACUGACUCAGUCGUAAUUUUAUCCGAAUCAACAUCAACGCCAACACUUUCUUUGAGUUCAUCUUCAAAUACUGUUGAUGAUGAAGCAAGACGACGUAAAAUUUUAAGUAAAUUAUGGGGCAAGGGUAAUAAAUUAUCACAUAAAGUACGGGAACUUGAUAAAAGUACAGGUAACAAUAGUAGUGAUUUAUUGAUUCCGACCGAUAAUGAUCAUAAACAAUUAACGGAAUUUUCCGAUAUUACCUCGACAUGUUCUUCGACGACCGAUCCAAAAUCAAAUUUAGAAGAUAAUUCGAACAGUAUUAAUAGUAGUAAACCUUUGGCUGUUGUGAAACCGAUUGUUGUUGUUAAAUCGGGUCUUAUUAUUUCUUCUUCUACGGAUCGAACACGAGUGAAUACUGAGGCAUCAUCAACAAUUGUAACACAAACAGAUCAAACAACAAUCACAGGGAUUGAACGAGAAUCGUCAUCAGUCACAACAGAUCGAACAUCAAAUAAAAAGAAAAAGAGUCAUAAGAUUAAAGAUUCAAAAAAGAAGAAAAUAACACGUAAUGAAUCAAAAGACCGAGAUCGAUCAAAUUAUAAUCACCAUCAAACGAAUAAAAAUCAGGAAAGUAAUUCAUCGUCAAAAAGUAAUCGACAACAUAAAGAUGAAAAUAUAUCGAGUAACGAUUGUCAUUAUACAUCUUCUCGUCAUCAUUCAUCUUCAACAAUGUCUUCAACUAAAAAUAAUCGAAGAUCACCAUCAAACGAUAAUCAUCAAGUAAAUCGACGGUCAAAUAGAUCAUCAGUAGCUUCAAGAAAAGAUGAAUCUUCACAUACAAUAAAAUCAACAUCAUCUCCAAACGAUCAUCAUCAUAAUCGACAUCAUUCAAAUUCAAAACAUGAAAGUAAUAAUCAUCAAAGUUCUUCUUCUCGUCGUCAUCAUCGCCGUGGUUCAUCAAUAACACCUUCUCCGUCCCCAUCACGAUCUCAUCAUUCGACAGUAAAUACAGAUCGAUUACAAACAAACACUUCUUCAUCACCUAAGAAAGAUGAUCGUAAUUCAAUGUCAGUAACAAAAUUACAUCGACAACAAAAUGAAUUAGUUUCAAAUAGUAAAUCGACAAAUUCAAUUUCAUCUUCCGUUUCUCAUUCAAAACUUCGUGGUCAUGGCUCCGAUACAAUUGUCGACGAGAAUAAUUGCAAACAUAGAACUCGAAUCAGCGAUGAAAACUUAACAAAUUCUUCCAAACACCAAAAAUCCUUAGAAAUUUCACCUGGACAUCGUCGUUCAUCGUUAAUUGUCGUCAAACAAGAAAAAUCGACAACUAUACUAAAUAAUGAGAGAAAUGAUUCAAAUCAAGAAAAACAAUGUUCAUCACGAUAUAAUCGACGAAGUCAUAGUCGACACCGUUCGAAAUCAAAAUCAAAAGAUAAAACAAAUCGAAAACUAGCCGAGCCAUCAAAUUCCGACGACAGUUCUGUCAAUCAAAAUAAAAUCAAUGAUGAAAAAAUUUCUACUACAGUCAAUGAAAAUUCACAUAAUGAUAAAAAAUCGAAUCAUCGAUCGCGUAUUGCAUCACCGAACGAUGAGUAUCGAAGAAAAUCUUCGUCAGAUCAUCACCGAUAUAAUCGUCAUGAUUCACCUUCAAAUUAUGAUCGAAGAAAUGAUUAUCAUCAUCGUCAUGAUCAUCACCAUCGAACUCCACCUUCUCAUUCCUAUUAUCCACAUACUCAUUAUGUUCAUCAUCAUCAUCAUCAUUAUCGAACAGGAUCAUCAAGACAUUAUGAUCGUCGUCGAUCAAUAUCUCCUCGUUCUCAUCAACGUUGUUCAAGAAAUGUUUCUUCAACAUCUUCAUCAUUAUCUUCUUCGCCUCGUCGUCGAAGUUCAAGUCGAACAUCAUCUUCAUCAUCACGUAGUUCAUCAUCUUAUUCUUCUAUAUCUCGGACAUCAUCAUCACGUUCAUCAUCAAGAAAUAAUCAUUAUUAUCAUCAUCAUCAUCAUGAAAAAAAAUUUCGUCGUUCACCAACACUUGAAAAAAUAUUUCUUAAAGCUUCGGAAUCAAUUGAAUCCAUAUCUACACAAAAAAAUCCAAAUGUAUCAUCAUCGAAUCAUUUGAUACCAAUUCAAUCAUCAAAUAUGAAUUCUGACAUACAAAUAUCCUCAACAAUGCGUUCUCUUUCCGAAACAAAUGCAUUCUACUCCGAGAAUUUUUCAGGAUUUUCUGUUCCACCACCUCCAUUUACAUUACAACUGCAACAGCGUUGUUUGAAAGAAAUAACAACUGAAUCAAUAACGCCACGUCGUUUUGUAUUAAAUGAAGUUCAAACAGUUCAAUCCUCUACUUCAUCAACUGUUGACGAAGUAAAACCGAUGAAAACUGUUGAACUAAAUGAUCAUUCAAGCAAUGCUCAAGUUCGUUCUUCUUCAAGUAAACCAGUACGAGUAUCUAGAUUUUCUGAUAUUGCGCCAGCAGUUAUACCAGAACCAGUAUUAAAUAUAAAUUUACCUGUUGAUACAAUCUUAAAUUAUUGUCAAAUUAGUGAAAAUAUAAAUUGUUUGUCAUCAUCACGUCGGCAAAAGAAACGUCAUAAUCGUGAAGUAAUGGAAUGUGAAUGUACUACUAGUGAAUAUGAUCGUUCACAUGGUACAAAAGCAUGUGGACAUGAAUGUCUAAAUCGUAUGUUAUUAAUUGAAUGUGGUCCAUUAUGUCCAUGUGGUCAAUGGUGUACUAAUCGUCGUUUUCAACGACGCUCAUAUGCAAAUCAUAAAUUAGCUUUAUUUAAAACUGAAAUGAAAGGUUAUGGAUUACGAACAAUAGCACCAAUACAUAAAGGUCGUUUUCUUGUUGAAUAUGUUGGCGAAGUCGUUGAUAUGGAUGAAUUAGCACGUCGAAGUAAAAAAUAUAAACGUGAUGGAAAUGUACAUCAAUACGUUAUGUCACUAAUACAUGGAACAGUUAUUGAUUCAACAAUUAAAGGGAAUUGGGCAAGAUUUAUAAAUCAUUCAUGUGAGCCGAAUUGUGUUGCUGAAAAAUGGCUUGUUAACGGUGAAUAUCGUAUGGGAAUUUUUGCUAAACGUGAUCUAAAUAUUACCGAAGAAAUAACCAUUGAUUAUCGUUUUGAAACAUUUGGUGCGACUGAUUUAAUAAAUGAAAAAUGUUAUUGCGGCGCACUAACAUGUCGUGGUACAAUUAGUGUUAAAAAUAAUAAUAAUAAUUCAAAUCAACGACAAAAUCAACGUCAACCAUUAGAUGAUGAUGAAAUACUUGAGUAUUUAGUUGAUGAUAAUACAAAUGAAUAUAUUAUGCCAAAAACAGUUGACGAUAUUCGUCAAUUAAUACAAAUUAUGUCCAGAACAGAUAGUGAAAAUAUUCGAACUAUUGAAUUAGAUCUUAUUAAAAAUAGUUCGCAAAAACAGUUCGAAUUGCCAAGAUUAUUUUUAGAAUGUAAUGGUUUACAUGUAUUAUGUUCAUGGAUGAAAGAUAUUUUGAUUGAUGAUGAUGAACAACAAUACACAAAUGAGUUCAAAUAUUAUUUGUUAGAUUUCAUACAUUCUGUUCUACCAAUUAAAGAUCGAACAAUUGUGAUUAAAAAUGGUUUACUCGACUUAGUUUAUAAAAAAUUACAAUUACCAUUACAAAAAACAGAUGAUCUUGGUAGUAAUGAUCAAGAACCAAUCGGCAGUUUACUGAACUCAAUGCUUAAUCACCUUAAUGAUCCAAUUAUAUCGAAACUUUUUUAUCUUUAUUCAACAUGGAUGUCAUUAAAAGAGCGUUAUAUUAUUCCAAAACGAAAAGAACCUGAACAAAACUCAAAUUAUCAUCAUCGUCAUCAUCAUCAUCACCACCAUCAUCAUCACCAUAGUUCAAAAACUCCAUCUGAAGAAAAUAACUAUCGAUUUAAUUUUAGUGCACGUUCAUCAGCAACACAACAAAAAUCAAAUGAUCGUCCCUAUGCAAGGCGUUCAUUUGUUGUACGAGAUAUUCCACGUACACAAGACCAACAAUUGUCAAAAGAUGAACGACGAAAACUAUUUGAACAACAAUAUGAAGAUGCGGAAAAAGCAAGAACGAUGGCAGCCGCUGCAGCAGCACUCAAUGAUGAAAGUCUAGCUAUGCAAAAUGAGCCUCCUCAAAAGAAACAACGAACAUCCGAUAGUCUAGAUCCAAUGGUUCCAAGUACGCCACCUCAAUCACAGUCUUCAUCAAUGUCGGAUAUCAAUUCUUGGACGUUUCCUACGAAUACUGUCAAUUCACAACAAAUCGAUCAAACAUUUUGGAUUCAUCAACAUUUAUCACAAUUUCCCGUCGAUUACAUUCGCUCAUAUAUGGCUUCUAUUGGUCAACCAAUAUCAGUAUCCAAUUCUUCGAUUGAUAAAGAUGAACCACCUAUUCCUCCACCACCAAGACCUUCUCAUGAAAAUGAAUUAUCACGUAUUAUUUAUUUACCAUUGGGUUGGUCCGUCGCAGCGUGUCCGUCGGAUUCUGCUGUUUAUUUUUACAAUCGACAAACAAUGACAACUAGUUGGACACCACCGUCUUUGACUACGCCUAAUGAACAUUCAAUUUCAAAUUCAUUACCUCCUCCACCUCUAGAUUUAAGUCCACUUUCAUCAGCUCAAAUUCAUGAAAAGUAUCAUCGACAUCAUGAUCAACAACAACAGCAACUUUCUUCAUCAUCCCGUUCAACUAUGAAACCAAUAAAACAUUCUCAACGUCACAGUCGUAGUCAUCGACAUCAUCAUCAUAUAACAAGCAGUAACAAUAAACGAAAACGGGUUUCAGAAACAGUUGAAUCUACGACUGUCAUUAGCGAAGAACUUGAUUCACAAUUGAAAGAUGAAACAUCAAUGAUUAUUUCAAAUGAACAGUUCAAACAAGACGAAAUCAAUGAUAAAAACUCUGUAGAACAUACUGAUGAACUGUCUGCUAAUGUUUCGCAAGUACCUAUCGAUGAAAAUAAUGAAAACAAUGUGUCAAUAACAGUGAAAGAAUCUUCCGAAAUCAAUGAUAAUGUCGAUAAACACGUUUCAUUGAACCCAAAUACAUUAUCAUCUUCAUCAUCGAAAAGUUAUCGUGAACUUCUUCGUAAAAAUAUUUCUCAACAUGUUCAUACUACAUUAAAACCAUAUACUAAACGAACAUGUAAACAAGGACGUAUUAUAUCAACCGAUGAUAUUAAAUAUCUUGUUAAAAAAUUUACAUUAGCCGUACUUGAUAAAGAAAUUGAAAAAGCUAAAAAUGAUGGAAUUCCAUUAUCACCAAUACUAACUGAACGUGUACGAUUAAAAACAGAAGUUUAUGUUAAGAAAUAUAUGAAUAAAGUGGGCCCUGUAUUCCAACGGCAUGAUUCAACGGUUCAUCCUUCUUCUCAGCCACCACAACAAACAACAACAACAACAACAGCAACAACCGCGUUAAAUCCAGAAUAG
Rotaria socialis is the source of this 5445-nucleotide messenger RNA. Lineage: Eukaryota; Metazoa; Rotifera; Eurotatoria; Philodinida; Philodinidae. The record is from the annotation of a GenBank genome assembly.